AUGGCCCUCGAAGUCGACGCCGAUGGCACCGAGGAAGACGGUGGCCAUCUUGGGUCAUAUUCGAAACAAUCAUCACAGCUUGUUGACAUUCUGCGAAAGAAUUCGAGCCCACGAUCGCCCUAUCCGGAUUCCCUAGGAGUUUUCUCCUUGGUAUCAUUGUCCCAGUUCCCUACUGACAUCAGUAGAAGCAAUCUUUCUUUGAACACUGUGGUCUCCAAUAAUCCGAUACCUCAGCUUCAUGAUGCUGUGGGUAGCUAUUGGAGAUGUAAGACUCCCCUGUCUAAUUUAUUAAUCUCCGAACAACAGCGCAGCUCAUUAGCUGUUCAACCCCUUCGCUUACAAGGGCAGGAGACUCCCCCGGUAGUAGCCUCGAGGGAUGGCUGCUUGUAUAAUUUUCCGAGUUGUUCUUCUUACACGGUAACUACUCCUUCUACCUUGCAAAUUCGGACUUCCGACGGCGCGGCGGCAAUGGUCCCGUCGUCUUUGAAAAGGGUAAAGGCUAUCGGGAACCUACGAAACUCCUUUACCAUUCCCCCGGGGAAUGCGCAAGCCAAGUAUGGUUCGAGCCCUAGGAGGAUACCUGCCUUUACGUCUCCUAUACGAAGAACGCGGCCGCCGUUCGCCAACGAGGGAGAGCUGGUUAGCGCCUUGGAUCAGUUCAAUGCCUUUUAUGUUUUCAAUGCGAAGCCAAGAGGGACUCCUGUCAUCUAUAACUCAGAGGAUGUCUGGGCAUUUUCGGCAAUAAAAGAUACCGCGCCAUCGUCCCUUAACAUCAAGCAUAGUGAGGGAAAUAUAUCCGAUUUCAUCAAUGAAAUUGACGAAAAUGGGAAUGAAGUCAUUUAUCUCGCCCUAAUCAACCGAUUACACACAGUAAAGCCGGGAGAUCGAAGUUUGGCAGUUGCUUCGAUCAUCAAUGUGACGGAAAUUCUUGAGUACAUCACAUUUGAAGAAAUGGAGUGUGAGAAGACAAUGCAAGCGAAGCCGCGCUCACUAAACCUCCCCCAUUGCCCGAACAAUCGCGGCCUCGAGGGGCUACCCAGUUCGAUUCAGCCUUCUAGCAGUUCACACUCCACUUCUUCCCAGGCAAGUGAUACAGCUUCGUCAACUCCCGGCAAAACGACGACGUCCCUUGUGGAAGGAACAGGUGUUUUAGCUGAAAAUGAGUUUCAAGACUGGAUAACUUUCAAAGAUUAUGUGGAAUGUGCCGAAAAUGGAGAUGAUAUUUCUCAGCUGGCAGACCAGAUCAUCAAAGAGCUGUCUGACAGCCUUCUAAACCUCUAUGGGGAUUACUUCAUACUCUCGACGCCGCUAACAAAUGCCAGCAUCUAUGACAUGUCUCACAUUUCGCCAAGACUAUGUGACUCUGGAGACUAUAUUACAGGUCACCUAUACCACACCCCCCAAGCAACCAUGGACAAAAUCAAGCUCCUGCUAAUGGGGGACGAGCGCUUUUCAAUGAUUGUCAAAUGGGGUAUAUCUGGGAGACGCAGACGGCUCUACUGUGUGCCGCUCUUUGGACAACCGUCUAGACCUUGGCUUUGCACGUUAAUUGACCCUUCACUCCCCAGUUUGUGGCCCGAGGAAUCAGGAUAG
This is a messenger RNA of Uncinocarpus reesii 1704, 1593 nucleotides long. RefSeq lists its product as uncharacterized. The record is from RefSeq and is a predicted model, not a curated record. The transcript is spliced from 2 exons. Lineage: Eukaryota; Fungi; Ascomycota; Eurotiomycetes; Onygenales; Onygenaceae. Bases 1 to 1593 code for a protein of 530 amino acids.